AUGGGAAAGGACUGUAGCCUUUCCCAUAAGAAGAAUGCAACGCCAGGAGACAUCCAGGAGGCUACUACUGACGAUCUCUUCAACGUCAGUGGCCUCUAUGAACUCGGAGGGGCCUGGGUCAAGUUCGACGACGGAGCAUUGGUUGCUAAAGUCUCCUUUGCCUCCGAUUUCUCUGCCGUCGAAAUCCGAAACCUUCCACGGCGCAGCACCGUCGACUUUGUCAAGGAGCUGCUGGAGAACGUAGGCAUGCCUACGUCGGGGCUUGACAUAGGCCUCUUCGAGCAUACGGCGGGCAACCGGUACAAUGCCAUCGUGAAAGCCGAGGAUCCCGUGUUCGCCAAGACGGCCAGCAGCAAGCUGGCCACAUACAUCACUUACCGGGACCUCCAGGCGUUCCCCAUCCCCCCUUCUUUGCCGGAAAGCCAGACACCCCAGGUCGACUGCCGUGUGGUACACUGCUCCUGGGACCGGCCGACACGCAGUGCCAGCCUGCUCUUCAGGACCGAGGACGCUGCUGAAAAGCUGCAGAAGAGGGCCAUGGACGGAACGUACAUGGUGCUCGGAUGCAGAGUACAGGCAAGCGUUGAGAAGUCCGAAGACAGCUGGAUAGUGCGGAUCCUCGGACUCAGCAAGGCCACGGAAGUGCCAGACGUCGUGGCGGACAUUCCAGUGUCUGAUCGUCCUCUCCAGGUCCAGGUCAGGUCUGCCAACUACGCUUGCGAGUUGGAAUACAGCGCCUCCGUCGUCAAGUCCAUGCUGCAUCGGGUUGGUCCCGUCACGCGCUGGGUGCUGCUCCCUCCGAGCAACGAUAGCCAGCGAUUCCAUGCGUACGGCCUCUUCCAAGAAGAGUCAAUGGCAAUAACCGCCGCCGCCGCCUUGCAUGAGAAGCUGCUACCGUUUGGCAAGGCAACGACGCUUUCUGUUUCCAUUGUAGCAUCGGUCAGGUUCAAGGUCCCGAACGAAGUCUACGCCUGGAUACAGAAGAGGAUCGUUGCGCAGAAGCCAGCCUGGGAGCGCGAGCAGACCUACUUCCACGAAGGUCGUCCGGAAGGGGAUUUCCGAUGUCUGAGGCUGGAAGGCGAGGACCACGCGUCUGUGGCUCGAGCGAGACAGUUCGUCGAGAAAGCCAUGAGCGGAGACAUUGUGAGAAUGCAGGCAAAGGACCUCCAGUCUUGCAAGCUUCUUGCUCAAGGCGAGUCUCCCAGCGUCGUCGUAAGUCUCGAAUGGGCUUGCAAUGUGCUCAUUGUGCCCGACUUGCGCAAGUCGCUGUUCCGCGUCUACGGAGACGACGAACUGGACCAGAAGACGGUAGAGACCAUCACGACGGUACUCCAGGAGAGGAUCCCUGAAAGCCACACCAUCGACCUCAAGGGCAAAGAUCCCAGCUCUGGCAUGGACUGUCCGGCGUGCUUCUGCGAGCCUGAAGAGCCCGUUCGCAUGUCCUGUGGUCACAUCUACUGUGGCUCUUGCUUUGUCCGCUGCUGUGAGGCUGAGAUGAGGGCAUCGAGGGAAUUCCAGAUUCGCUGCCCGACGGGUAAUCCCCGUGGGGGUCUCUGUGGAAAGGCCUUCUCCCUUACAGAGCUCCAGGAGUCUCUCCCGUCGGAAGUCUUCGAGAAAGUCCUCAAGAAGUCGUUCGAGUCCUUUGUCGGUCGUCGUCCAGCCGAGCUUGCGUACUGUGCCACCCCCGACUGUGACCAGGUGUAUCGGAUUACGCCCCCUGACUCUGACCAUCCCGGCAUCUUCACAUGCAGCAAGUGUCUGAGACCUGUCUGCACGAUCUGCUGCCAGCGUCCGCACCCGGAAGGGCCUUGUCCCGGUCUUGAACGCGAUGCCAACAGCGUCCUCGACAAGAAGACAAAGGAGCGGCUUGGCAUCAAAGACUGUCCGAGAUGCUCGCGGCUGAUGGAAAAGUCCGACGGGUGCGACCACAUGGCAUGUAGCUGUGGAGCCCACGUCUGCUGGGUGUGUCUCUCAUUCUUCGACACGAGUGCAGAAUGCUACAAUCAUCUGCAGCGAGUCCAUAGGGGGAUACACUUUCACUAG
Trichoderma citrinoviride is the source of this 2043-nucleotide messenger RNA. RefSeq lists its product as hypothetical. The record is from RefSeq and is a predicted model, not a curated record. Gene Ontology annotation, cellular component: ubiquitin ligase complex. Lineage: Eukaryota; Fungi; Ascomycota; Sordariomycetes; Hypocreales; Hypocreaceae. Gene Ontology annotation, molecular function: ubiquitin-protein transferase activity; ubiquitin binding; zinc ion binding. The transcript has 3 exons. Gene Ontology annotation, biological process: proteasome-mediated ubiquitin-dependent protein catabolic process; protein linear polyubiquitination. Bases 1 to 2043 code for a protein of 680 amino acids.